Molecule: messenger RNA, 1506 nt
Organism: Punctularia strigosozonata HHB-11173 SS5
Lineage: Eukaryota; Fungi; Basidiomycota; Agaricomycetes; Corticiales; Punctulariaceae
Exons: 2
Coding region: 1-1506 (501 amino acids)
Source: RefSeq, a predicted model, not a curated record
AUGCGGCCCAGGGCCGAGGAGCUCGUCUGCAGAGUCGUGUACGACGAGAUGGAUCAAGUCAAGCGCAACAUGACAUUGAAUGUGCGCGACAUCACAGACAAACACCUCAGUCACUGGACCUUCAGCACAUCCGUUCAAAAUCCUAUUGCUGAGGCGGCGCCGACACUCUGUCGAAUUCUCACAUCGGCAGCACAGACAUCCGAAGCUCAAAAGAACAACACCAAGAAACGACCCGAGGUUCUCGUUGCUAUCAUUGUCGCACAGCUGGCCAAUCACAGGUCCCGGUUCUGUAUCUCAUUUGCCGGAGGAUUCUCUCUCAUGGCCUACUUCACCGGAUGCUCGGAACUUGCAAUAAACCUCCUCAAUAAAUGUGGUCUCUCAAUCUCAUAUGAUUCUAUGAUGACAAUCUUCCCCGCUCUUGCGGACUCCCGGAUCGAACUGGCACGACAGGUAGCUCAUUCGUCAGACGGAUAUUCCCUUGGCUAUGAUAACACAAAUGUCAAGACGUCUAUCCAUGUGGAGCAGCGACAGGAUGCACCGGCCAAAGUUCAGUCCGGCACGGCUGCGUGCAUCUAUACACUCCAUAAUGUUCACGAUAGCGUCGCCCUGCAACUCAAGCCUAUCUUAGCAAACUGGCGACGUAUUACAAGUCUUCCUCGGGCACUGUCUUUUAAGCAGGAUAUCCGACCGACUCCCGAACAAAUCCAAGCUUUUGAUUCACAGUCUCUUGCUCAUAUUCUUCAUGUUCUGACGACUCAUGUGGACGCAUUCAAGGAUUUCCAAGACCAUCCCUUACUCGCAUAUCAACCACGUCGUAGGUUGUCCAAAACACGGCGACAACAAGCCUAUCCACUGCGGACAACUACAAUAGAAGAGGCUAGUAUCGCUGGCAACAUCCAGGUCCAUGAUAAUGUUCACCUUGAACAGCUUAAUAUGACUCCCUGUCUUCAACUCGGUAUCGGACUCUUCCACCUUCUCCUUAAUCUUCUCUGGUGUGUCCUUGGUAUUCAUCGUGGUAAAGACGACGAACUAGGUUCUCUCAGCUGGUUCUUCCUACUGAUGUCCCGUACACGACUCGGUGCCCAGCAUCCAGACUUUCAUCUCCUCAAGGCAACACUGAUGCAAAUAUUUGACGGGCUCAUUCUUCACUUCUGGCUCGUUGAGUCUGGCUGCUCGGAUUUUGCUUCUUUUGCAUCCACAAAGUCUACCGCAGAGGACCUGGUAGUAAUCGCACGUCAUAUUCAACGCAAGUACACAGCCAUGGGAAGCUCAAGCAAUGACGAGACCAGAGAUUCGGCUCGGGAGAACAUCAAGCGACUACUUCGUGAUCUGAUGUAUGUUCGCGAAGUUGACUAUGCAAUCCGUGAUGGCGAUUGGGGCCGGAUCGAAGACAUUCUUGGUCCACUCUGUAUGAUUUUCCGUGCAGGAGGCUCCAACAGUUAUUCGACGGAGAUUAUGCACCUCAUUCUGCAGCUCAAAUACAUCUGGCCAGCAAAUUUCGCGUAA